UCGCUCCGCCCCCGACGCAAACUCGCUCUUUGCGUUCAUUUCAUUCCUCUUCUCAUUCCGAGCAUUCUUCGCAUCUCUGUCAGUGAGCGAAGCGAUUCACCUUCCUUGCCGACCCAGAAACACCAUAAUAACUUGACAUUAAUAUUGUAAAUACCCAGUAACACCACAUGAUCUCAAAAUGGACAUUUUUUUAAAUAUGAGAUAUCAAUAACGAGUUGAUUUGGUCUACACUUGGGAAAUUUCACCAGAGGCUUUUCGGACCACCUCGACGAAAACCGCCGGGGAGACUUGUUGCUUCGCCACCUUGGACGUUGUUUGUUCAAAUCGCCGUCGAAGUUCUGUGUCUCACCAUAGUUUGGUCCAGGCUUUAGCUUGGAGAGCCCAACCGCCAACAUUGAUCCCAGCAGCUGGAGCGGCAGUGAUAGCCCUGCCGAAGACAUGGAGAGAAUGAGUGAUUUGGCAGACAAGCCCGUGGACAACGACGCAGAAGGGGUGUGGAGUCCUGACAUCGAACAGAGCUUCCAAGAGGCCUUGGCUAUUUACCCUCCUUGUGGACGUCGAAAGAUCAUCCUGUCAGAUGAGGGGAAGAUGUAUGGUCGGAAUGAGCUGAUCGCCAGAUAUAUCAAGCUUCGGACUGGAAAGACGAGAACUCGAAAGCAGGUGUCUAGUCACAUACAGGUCUUAGCAAGAAAGAAAGUUCGAGAAAUCCAAGCUGCCAUUAAGGUACGUCUGGCUUUGCCCAGUUACAGGGGGCUUUUCAUUGCUAUGGUUACAGGCUCUUCCUUUGUUUUCCUCCCCUCCCCUUCCCCGCAGGUGUCUAGUCACAUUCAGGUUCUAGCCAGAAGGAAAUCUCGUGAGUUUCAUUCCAAGCUAAAGGUCACGAGUAUGGACCAGUCGGUAAAGGACAAAGCCCUCCAGAGCAUGGCCUCCAUGUCGUCAGCUCAGAUCGUCUCUGCCACGGCUAUUCACAACAAGCUGGGACUGCCCGGCAUCCCGCAUCCAGCAUUCCCCGGAGCAGGGAUAUGGCAAGGGAUGAUAUCGAGUCAGCCAGGAUCCUCGCAAGACAUCAAACCCUUCACCCAGCAAGCUUACCCCAUCCAGCCUGCAGUCACAACAGCAAUUUCAAGCUACGAGCCCACAACCGCUUCGGCUCCGACGGCCCCAGCAUGGCAGGGCCGCUCUAUCGGAACAACCAAAUUGCGACUGGUGGAGUUUUCCGCCUUCCUGGAGCAACAGAGAGACCCAGACUCGUACAACAAGCACCUCUUUGUGCAUAUCGGACAGACAAAUCAUUCCUACAGCGACGCCCUGCUGGAGUCUGUGGACAUUCGUCAGAUUUAUGACAAAUUUCCUGAAAAGAAGGGAGGACUGAAGGAGCUGUAUGGAAAGGGCCCCCAAAAUUCCUUCUUCCUUAUCAAGUUUUGGGCCGACCUAAAUUGCAACAUCCAGGACGAGAACGGCUCUUUCUACGGCGUCACCAGCCAGUACGAAAGCUCAGAGAACAUGACCAUCACAUGCUCCACGAAAGUCUGCUCCUUUGGCAAGCAGGUGGUCGAGAAAGUGGAGACCGAAUAUGCGCGCUUUGAGAACGGACGCUUCGUCUACAGGAUAAGCCGAUCUCCCAUGUGUGAAUACAUGAUCAACUUCAUCCAUAAGCUAAAGCACCUGCCUGAGAAGUACAUGAUGAACAGUGUGCUGGAGAAUUUUACGAUCUUAUUGGUGGUGACCAACCGCGAUACGCAGGAGACGCUGCUUUGUAUGGCGUGUGUGUUUGAGGUGUCCAACAGCGAGCACGGCGCCCAGCAUCAUAUCUACAGACUGGUAAAAGAAUGAAUCAGCCCAUGGCCUUUUCUGACGCGCGCACACACACACACACACACACACACACACACGCACUCUGACCUCCAGACAAGCGGCAGUGUCUCUCGCUGAAAGACCCACCGACAAGACUUUGCGCUCAUUACCUGAAGCCUCUUCUCACAGUCGUGAGUUGCGGUACAGGGUUUGGUCUUUUCCUUUGAAAAAAGCUCAACCGUGUCGUCGACGUCUGCAGUUUACUACUCGGUUUUGGUCAGUGGCAUUGUGUGGGGUUUGUUUCGUGUGUAUAAUAUGCUUGGCCUUUUUGUACCGGUGGCCAGAUGAGGUCUGCGUCAUGUUUGAGUGUGUUGAGCAUACUUGUUUGAUGUACAAGACCUGCAGCCUGAUCGAGCGCCAAAGAAACCAACUUGACACUAAAUAUGCUACUAAGUGAGCGCUUUCUCUUUUCACCAACCAGCAGUGAAGAAUUGUCCCCCGUUGAAGCACAACAAAUGAGACACUACACUCACUCAGCUGCCUUUUCUCGUGGCUUUAGGAAAGCAUUCCAAGCUCCUCAGCGUUUGCCAUUCCUGUCAGGUUGAAGCACUACAUGACUUAAGCUGACUCAUCCAAAAGCACUUUGUUUCCUCUGUUCUUGAGUCAUCACAACACUAUCAAAUCGUCACGUAUCAUGAUGACAGCAAGCCGCGUUUACCUUGUGGCAUCCCCCGAGAUGAGGAGCAUUCCCGGCAUGAUCUGAGUCAGAGCCCGUUAUCGUGGCUAAUGCCAUCAACCAAGCCUUAAACACUCGACGAAAACUGUGAUCCUCGUAAAGAGCCCGGCAUGUCGGAGUCACGGUGCGAGAGUCCCGAUACGGUCUGCCAAAGUGUGAAGAGUACAGUGCCUUAGCGUAUUUAGUCCAAUUUUAUCCCGCAUUCUGAUUUGACGUCAGGCUGAUCCGGGGCAAAAUCAUCAAGCAGUACACUCUGCUAUUUUGAGAUUCACCACAAAAAAAGUUGUAUUUUCCUCUGUAAAAGUCCUACUCUCUAAAUGUCAACUUUUCUUCUGAGAAGUCUUAUUGACUUGCCGUAUGGUAAAGGCAUAAGACACCCCCACCCCCAAAAAAAUUAACAAACAACAACAAAACACAUACACACACAUUCUCUUGCUCUCUUAUUGUGUUGUACUUAGUUGCAAAAAGUGCCUUUGCUUUACAAUUUCCAAUUUUAACUGACAUAAAAAGAAACUGUGGCUUGACCAAAAAUGAGAUCGACCCGACUACCGAAUUGCCUUUUUCUUAAAGCAGGGAUGGGGAACACAGCGCUUCAUCUGACCCGCAUCUCAUUCUUAAAAACAAAUACAACAACAAAAAACAUUUCCACAUAAUGCUCAAAAUUGAUUGCAAACAAAACCGCAAAUGUGACAGCUGCUUUGCUCCCGUGUUUCAUGAGCUGAACUCAAAAGAGUUUUUGUGAACACCAAAUGCCAUUUCUCUCAAAUGUUCAAAAAAAAUCUGCCGCUAAUCUCUAAUCAGUGCCUUGACAUGCCACAUCCGUGAGAUGGAUGAAUUGAUCCGGCAAAGGAAAGAUGCUCACAAAAAUAGAUUGAGUCACGUUUCUGGGCAAUAUUCGAAAGUUCGAAAAGCUCCUGAAAAAAAAUGGGUGCAAUAACAAAAGUGUUGCAUUUGUGCACAGAAAUUAGAAUAAAUUACCUAAUAUUUUUUCAUUAAAAAAAGACUCUGUCCCUCAGAGGACUUGAAUUGGAAAAAGGUUCCCUAUCCAAGAACCUUAUUCUGCAUUAAAAAGAAUUUAAAACUUCAUAUCGGUUGGGCCGUGCGCUGCAGUACACUUGCGGGUUCAAGUGUUUUGCCCUAUAAACAAGUUUCUGAAACUUGUUUCCCUGCAAAAACCAGGCUGUUCUUUUUUUUUCUUUUCAACAAAACAAUAAAAAAAUGUUUAAAGAGUGGACAAGAGCCACGUGUCUACACUGUUACUUAAUGAGAAAAUAGUCUGUGGUGGAUGCACCAAAAAAAAAAGUGUACAAUCAGUGUUUUGCCGCCACAGUCUUAAGAACACUGUGCUCUUCUAUGAGACGUAUCUGUUCAUGUAUUGAUCUGUACCCGUUUUCUUCUCGUACUUGUAUGCAGUCGUACGGUUGCGUGUUGACAUGGUCUGUGUAUUGAGAUGCUCAUUGUUUUGCUGCUGGUACAAUACAUGUUGACGUGUGGAUUCAGCGCUGCAGCGACAGGAUCGAUGCCUUGCGAGGCAUCAAUGUUUGCACCCCCUUUUGUCAUAGAAAACUGACGUUUUAAAAACACGGAAAAAUAAAUCGACAGCUAACACGUUUGACUCGGGCGGGGCUGCAAGAGCAUCGGCGGUAUUUUGUCAUUUGUAUUUUUGGGCAAAGGAAUAAGGUACUGGUACCAUUCUGUUUUUUCUGAUAAUUUUCAAGUUGUGGCUUUAACGUGAUUUGACUUCAUAUCGCUCACACACACUUUAUGUUUUGUGUGCACCCUUGUUCAUGUAAAAAGGUGCUUUGUACAAAAAAACUAAACAAUUAAAAUAUAUCCUAGCGUUUCUUGGUACAGAUGUGUCAUAACUUUUCAUAUCUAUGAGACUAUGACAGUAACGUGUUGGAGAAAGCAAGAGAAAAACAGGCUCUACUAUGUUUGUAUGUUUUGCAUAAUGAUGAUGAUGGUCUUGUCUUUGCUGUAACAUUAUGAUGCCUUCUUGAUAAUACUCAAUAUUUUGUAGCUUUCUAGAUCAUUUUUAUUGCAGCUAAAUAAAACAUCAAACUCGG
Hippocampus zosterae (dwarf seahorse) is the source of this 4596-nucleotide messenger RNA. RefSeq names its product TEA domain family member 1b (gene tead1b). Gene Ontology annotation, cellular component: transcription regulator complex. Gene Ontology annotation, biological process: regulation of transcription by RNA polymerase II; hippo signaling; embryonic organ development. NCBI's taxonomy places the organism in Eukaryota, Metazoa, Chordata, Actinopteri, Syngnathiformes, Syngnathidae. The transcript has 14 exons. The record is from RefSeq and is a predicted model, not a curated record. Gene Ontology annotation, molecular function: RNA polymerase II cis-regulatory region sequence-specific DNA binding; DNA-binding transcription factor activity, RNA polymerase II-specific. Bases 439 to 1833 code for a protein of 464 amino acids.